Molecule: messenger RNA, 5271 nt
Organism: Tetrahymena thermophila SB210
Lineage: Eukaryota; Ciliophora; Oligohymenophorea; Hymenostomatida; Tetrahymenidae
Exons: 9
Source: RefSeq, a predicted model, not a curated record
AUGAUAAAACUUAAAAUUAUUAUUUAUGCAAUUUUAAUUGGAUAAUUAACUGCACAACAAUGUGGAUAAGGAUGCUAAACUUGUAGUACUGGUUAAAUGCCUAUUUGUAUUUAUUGUGAAUAGGGUUAUCAACUUAACAAUGGUGUUUGUAUAUAUUAAGGUUGCUCCCCUAGUCUUUAUCUUUAAAUAAAUGAAAAGGAUGAAGAUAGCUCUGUUGAAAGUUGCUCAUCUAUUUGCAAUCCACUAUUUAACGCAGAUGAAUAAACAAAUACUUGUAAAAAAUUAGUUUAAUGUUCUUCAAUUCACUCAACUUAGCCUAACUUCUUUAAUCCUGGUAUUCCAACAGAUUUUUUUAUAUACCAAUAAUCUUAUUAUGUGACUUUUUAAUAAGGAUACCUCUCAAUAUAUGACAGAGUAUCAUUAGGUUUGAUAAAAAAUCUUAGCUAUGAUUAAGAUGAUUUAACUAUCUUAAGUGUAAAAAGUUAAAUAUUUGUUAUGAAAAAAGACUUUUCAAUAAAUGUUUGGGAUAUAAAAAAUGAGUCUAGAUAUGUUAUAGACUAACAUAAUAUUAUCUUAAUUAGCUUACAAACGGAAUUUAUUUCUUUUUUAGACACCUACUUGAUGGUAUAUGAAAUUCAAUAGCAAUCAACUUUAAUUUAAAUAAUUUAUGAUUUUGUUUCUUCAAAUCAAAUUAUUUCUAAUCCUAUUCAAAUCAAUCAACCUUUUUAAUUCCAUCAAGUUAUAAAUAAUUAUUUAUUCCUAGGUGACUAAACAAAUUUAAUUGUUUAUCAAAUAAAUUUUUAAGAGGAAAAAGUUAAUUUAAAUUUUACCCAACUGAUGACCUUUUCUUUUUUAAAUAAAAGAAAUAUGCUUUCAAUAAUUCCGUCAACGAAUUCAAAUAUAUAUUUUCUAAUUUUUACGAACUCAAUAUCAAUAAUUGAUAUUAGCGAAUAAACCUAUUCUUCCUUAAUUUCAUUAACCUCAAUUAAAAAAGUAAAAUUCAUUCAGCUUGAUAAUACAUCUAACAGUCAACAUUUAGUCAUUCUAAAUUAACAAAAUCUGAUUGAUUACAAUAUUAUCUCUAAAGAAUAAAAUAUUAUUUUAAGCGAAGUAUAAGUUAUCACAGAUUUUGAUAUUGGGAACUUUUCAGGGAAUAAUAAUUAGCUUCUUAUUCUUUCUAACUAAUCAACGCUAGAACUCUACAAUAUUGAUGACAAUAUUUAUGAAUAAAUUUAAAAAAUUACUUUGAAAUUUUAAAGCAAAUCACUGAAAAAAAUACCUAUUUCUUAUAAUACAUAGUAAUAGGAGUAUAUAGCAAAUUUCGAAAUCGCAUUCUUUUCUUCUACUUCAAUUUAAAUUAUUAGAGAGAGUAGUAUCUAAAAGUAAUUUUUAGAAACAACAAUUAUUGAAAACUAUAAUCUUCCUUUUCCCACUCCUACUUCGCAAGUAAAUUCCCUUACAUAUGUUUACUCUCCAUAGAUUUUAAUCUCUUGCCACCAAAACGGAGAUAUAAUCUUCUAUGAUGCAUCAAGGUAAAGCAAUAUUAAUCUUAUUUAAAAAUUGAGUUUUGAUAACUAAGAAUGUACUUAGUUAUAAAGAUUCUCUGAUAACAAAAUAGCAGCAUUAGUUGGUUAAAACUUAUUACUAAUUGAUCCAUCUUAAUAAAUAAUUAUAAAUUAAUUAGUUAAUUUAGUAAGCAUUGUCCAAAUAACUUCAAAUUAAGAUAAAUUAGCAAUAAACUAUAAUAACUGCGUUUAAAUAAUUUCUUCAGAAUUUGUUAGUCUUUUUUUUGAAUGUUAAACUGAUUUUUCAAGUAAUAAUUUAAAUAUAGCUCUCAAUUAUGAUUUGAAAAUCUACUUACAAAAACAAAAUUAAAUAUCAGUUUACUAAAUUGAUCUACAAAAAAACAACACUUAAUUACUAUAUUCAAUAUCUACAACAUAUCCUAUUCAGCAUUUUAGCACAGUUUCAAUAUUUGAAACAGAUUAAGAUACAAUAUUAAAUAGUUAUUUUAUUGACGAGAUUAUAUAUUUUGAUACUUAAAGUAACUUUAAUACUUGCACGACAACUCUAUAAAUUACUUACACUAUAUAAGUAAGCUUAAUAAAUGAACUUAUUUCUGUGAAAAGAGUAAUUAAUGAUGCUUCUGUAUACUUUUUAGCAGGAUAUUAACCAAGUUAAGGAAUGUAUAGAAUUUUCUUGGUUUCAAAAAGUUUAGCAAGUUAUAUUUAAUUUUCUACUAUCCCUUAUCUACCUGUUAUAGACUAUCCUAAGAAAAUUGUGAAUGGAUAUGGAACUGUACUCUACACUAUUAAUAGAUCAAUUAUAUUAAGCUUUUUUACUCUAUUUAAAGAUUAUUAAAUUGAUAUAAACAAAAAUAUUACAUAUAUUACUGGUCAUGAAUAUCUUAAUAAUGAUAAAUAAUCAGCAUCUUAAAAUAAUAUGAUUGGACCUCCUUUAAAUUUCAUGAGCUACAUUGGUACUAAUUCAGGUUUGAUUUAUACUGCUAAAAUAUAAAAAGACAGAUAUAUUGAGAUCCCAACAUUUUAAGUACUAUCAAUCAGCUAAGUGAAUGAUUAAAUACUUGAAAUUAUUUAAAGUGCACAUCUAGGAAUUACAUAAACUAUCUACUAAAUUGACUAUACUUUGUCAGGAUUUGAAUAUGAAUCACAGCUGAAUGAACCUAAUAAUUUUCAAACAUCUAUUCCAAUAAAUAAUAAUACUUUAGAAUUUUUGUUUUUCAAUAGUGACAAUAUUAUGUUCAGAUAUUAGAAGUUUAAUAUAAACUUUGAAAAUAUUAUAGAUGGUUCUUAAAUUGUAGAUUGUAUCGGAGAAGUAAUUCAUUUUACCUAGAUAUAACCCUCUCUUAUAGUUACUUUGAAUAUUUUUAGUAAAGAUUAUAAUAAAAUAUUUGUAGGAUUAAGUAAUGGUUAGGUUUUACUCUACAAUUUUAAAGAUUUAAGCUAAUAGUAUUUUAUGUUUUAAAAUAACAAUUAAAUAAUUAAUACAUCAGUUAUUUCUAUUAUUUUUGAUGAGUCUUAAUAAAAUGAAAUACUUUAUUUUGCAUCUAGUGGUGGUAUGCUCUAAAUUAUAGACUUAUCAAAUAAAAAACCUACUUAAUAAAUAAAUCUUAUUUCUUUGGUAAAUGAAGAUCCCUAAAUUAUUUUAAAAGAGUUCAUUAUUGACUUUACUUAUUCUAGAUAUUUGGGUUCUAUUUAUUUUCCAGAAAGUAAUAUUUUAAAACUUUAUGGGCUGCAUUAGCUUGGAGUGUUUGAAAAUAAUUUAAGUAUAUCUUUAUAUGAUAAUGAUGAGUAAUUUGACUGCUCUAAUAUCAUAAGUGAUAGCGAUAUUUCCCAAUUAAAUAGAAAAAUAUCUAACAUUUCUCCUAAAUAAAAUAUGAUUUACACAACAUUAGGAUCUUCAACUACUUAGAGUAGUGGAGGAGCUUUAUAUUUUGAAAAUAUAGGUUCUACUUAGCUAUAUUUUGAUGGAUAAACAAAAGUAAUAUAAAAUUAAGCUUUAAUUGGAGGUGGAUUGCGAAUAUUUUAGACUAAACCUGGCAAAAGUAUACUACCUUCAGGAUUUCCUUUUGAAAACAAUAUUAAGUAAAAUUAUGCGGAUAUAUUUGGAGAUAAUUGUGCUACUUAUCUUCAAAAAGCAAUAAUAUAAAAUUUUAACCCUUAAGACUCUAAGAAUAAUUACUUAUUUACAUUUCAUCUAGAUGAUAGCAACGUGACUUCAAAUUAUAAAAAAAAUUAUAUUUCUCAAAUUGAUAUAGACUAGUUCCAAAGUGGUGGUUAACUUUCAUUAAAAAUAUUUUUGGUUGAUAGUUUUAACCGUUACUUAUCUUUUUCAUUACAAAAGCUAUUAAGCGAUUAAUAUCCAGAAGAUAUUUCAAAUGAAUUAAAAAGUAUUUAAAUAACAAUAAAUAACUUAAAUACAAAAUAAACAUAACUUAUUGGAGAGAGAAUUUUGAAUUAUAAUCAAUAUGAUAGUGAUUCUUAAUCAUUUACGCUUACUGGAUUAGAAAUUUAAGGAGUUUUAUCAUCUCUAGAAUAUUUCUCAAUAGAGUCUAGUAUAUAAGCAAACUCUUAGAUUUAAUAGCCUAUACUUUUAUCAAUUUCUUUUAGAGAGUGCGAAUUAUGCGAAAUUAUUGAAGAGUAAAAUAAUUAAAUUAUGAGUUGUAGAAUUUGUCAAGAAGGUAAAUAUUCACUUGUUGAUCCAAAUUUUUUAUUUAAAUAAUCACAAAUUGCCUAAUCUAAAAUAUAAAACUAAUGCAAUAACUGUCCAAAUUCGGCUAUAGAAUGUUAAGGCUCUUUUAUUUCACUGAAAAAUGGUUAUUGGAGGUAAAACAACUAAACUGAUGAGAUAGUUGAUUGUGAUCCUUAAAUAGGAUCUUGCCAGGCAGAAAAUCCUUCAUCUAUUAAUUAUUGCACAGAAGGUUAUAUAGGACCAAUAUGCUAAUAAUGUGAUAAUAUAGGGGAAAUUUGGAACGGAAUAAGGUAUUAGCAAUCUACUAAAAGAGGAUAUUGCUAAAAAUGCUAUCAGGAAAGUAUAGUCACUUAUUUUUUAUUCACUACUUUUGUAUUUAUUUCUCAAUUUAAAUAUACAUAAACCUGCUACUAUUUGAGAAAAAUGAAGCUUUUACCUAUUUCUAAAAGUUCCAUAAAUGACUAUUCUGGUUUUUAUAUAAAAAUAAUAAUAAAUUAUUACCAACUUUCUUCUCUAUUGAUUCCAUAGCCUUAAAUUUUACCUGUAAAUUUUAACAUUUUAAAUGAGGUUUUAGGAUAAACAAGUAGAUAACUAAGUUUAGGUAUAGAAUGCAUGGUAAGUGUAGAUAAAAUAAAAAAUUAAUCAAAAAGAAGCAACGAUUAAAUGAAUGUUAAAUAAAGUACUCUUAUGGUUAUUAUUAUGGAGAGCUAAAGACAGACAACACAUAACAUAAACAUAACUGCAUCAAAGUUAAAUUCACUUUAAGGUACUCUAUAAACUGAUAUGAAUGAAAAUGGAUAUUCAGAAAUUUUAAAACUCACAAAUAAAAAAGUACAUCCAUUUUUCCGUAAUCCUGAUAACUAAUUCUCCUUUCAAAAGCAUUAUCAUAGCAAUUUCAAGUAGCUAAGCUAUAGUUAUAAUACAGAUGAAAGCAAUAUUAAUAUAAAGACUGACUUUAUAGUUGAGGAAAAUAAAAAUAAAACAGAUGAAGAAUUAUAAAUAAAAAAUUUGAAAAAUUAUAAUUUCUAUGCAAAAUCAUCAGAAAUAAAUUCUAAAUGA